UUAUGGGUAAUUAAAAUUAAUCGCUUCGUGUUCUCUCUUAAGCUAGCUACUCCCGAACCCGAGCUUCUCGAUCAUAGACUCCGCAUCGACGGUUAAGACUUGGUUCCAGUGUGACGUAAGCAGCAAUGUUGCCUGUCCUCCUGCUUCUGAGUUCCGUGGGCGCGAUCGGGACAUCGGCGACCAAGCAGACCGACGCCUUUGCCGAUGCGACGAACCAACUUGCAGUGGACUUGAUCAAGCAACUGCGCACCGAUAAGGGAAACGUCCUCCUCUCCACUUACGGUCUCAGCCAGACUCUGGCCAUGGUCUACUAUGGCGCAAGACAGGACACGUCGAAGAAUAUCCGCAAGGCCCUCCACUACAACGGGACUCAACUUCGCGAUCGUGAAGCAAUCUUGAACGCGGUCACGGAACUUGCUUGGCGUGUCGGAUCCCCUCGUGCCAGAGUUGUCUGGGAAAACGCCAGGGCUAUGAUCGUCGACGAAAGCGUUCCCCUGCUGGCCUCGUACAAAGACGCCCUAGUUAAGAACCUCGGAUACGUCUUUAAGACGUUGAACUUCGCGAAGGACAGCAACAACGCAACGGCUACCGUUAACGACUGGGCAUCGAAGUUUACCAGAGGAAAGAUCACCAAAAUACUUGACAUGAAGCCAGACACGCUUCUCCUGUUCCUGAACGCGGCUUACUUUAAGGGCGAGUGGCUCGACCGGUUCGACAAGUCUGCGACGCAGGAGCUUCCAUUUUCACACUCCGGCAAGGGCGGAAAUAAAGUGAGCACCAUGGUGAGGGAGGGGCAUUACCCUUACGCGGACAACGGUAAGCUGCACGCCGUGCUCGUCGAAGUCCCGUACGCGGGCAACGAGUUUAGCAUGGUUGUCGUGCUCCCUAACCAGAAGAAGUCGCUGAAACAACUUUUGAAGGACUUGAGCGCAUCGAAAUUGAGAUCAGCGUUGAAAAAGCUGGAGCGCACCAAGAUCGUUUUAAAACUGCCAAAGUUCAAACUGGAGUCAGCAAACUCUCUCAAAAAGGUACUGUCCGAUCUGGGUUUAAAAUCAGUUUUUGAGAAGAAAGCCAACCUGAGAGGGAUCAGUGACAGCGGCAAGUUGUACCUCACCGAUGUCUUGCACAAAGCCGUGCUUGAAGUGGACGAAGAAGGGUCGAUAGCGUCCGGAAAGAUUGCGUCUCCUGACACGCCACCGACGCAAGAGAAGGGAAAGAAACCGUUGGUUCACGUGAGUCGACCCUUCUUGUUGCUGAUUCGUCACGUCAAAACGGACACUAUCUUGUUCCUGGGCGUGGUGAACGAGAUCGGGGACAGUAAACAUGAACCAGAAGAAGAGGAGGAGGAGGAAGAUGAAGAAGAAGAAACCGAAGAAGACGAGGAGGAAGAAGAUAACGGAGACGACAACGGGGACGAAGACGAGGAUGAAGAUGAUGACGAUGACGAUUUGCUGCGAGCAGCGAUGUUGCCCUUUGUCCUGACUGUGAUUGCUGUGAUCGGCGUUAAUACUGCAACGUCACAAGGUACUGUGCGUGUCGCUAAGGCAAACAACCACCUCGCAAUUUCCCUCCUCAAGGCGCUUCCGACAGCCAAAGACAACGUCGUCUUCUCACCGCUUAGCAUCAGCGUUGCUAUGGCAAUGCUUUAUCACGGUUCGAGAGGUGUAAGUGCUGAAGAACUGUCCUACGCGCUCGGCUACGAUGCAGCUGGACUUAAAGGUCGACGUGCCCUAACGUCGGCCGUGGAAGAACUUCUUCAAACAUUUGGCCACCAGAAUGAAGACGUAGCCAUUCACAUUGCGAAUGCAGUACUGUUCAGCAAAGACGUGUCUGUCCGUAAGAAGUACAUAGAAGACCUGGAAGAGAUCUUCGAGGCAAAGUACACACAGGUGGACUUUGCAGAAAAUGAACGUUCGGCAGUUUCUCAGAUCAACGACUGGGUAGAGGAACAAACUAGGGGGAAGAUAACUGGACUUGUCGAUAAUCUAUCUAAGGACACUGUAAUGGUUCUUUUGAACGCGGUCUACUUCAGGGGAAACUGGAAAAAGCCGUUUAACGCAAACCACACGAAACCUAAGCCUUUUUAUAACCACGGACGCGAUUCCGUAUUGGUUGCAACCAUGUGGAAGGAAGGGAUGUACGGUUACGCGCGGGACAGCAAACUGCAAGCGGACAUCGUUGAGCUCCCGUACAAAGGAAGAGAGUUUAGCCUGGUCAUCCUCGUUCCCCACGUGCGUGAUGGUCUCCGAGCACUGCUGGGAAACCUGUCGUCUUCGGAAUUCAGCAGGGUGACUCGGAACAUGCAGAAGAAAGACGUUGUCUUAGAGCUACCCAGAUUUAAACUCGAAUCGAAAUACGGCCUCAAAGAGCCGCUGAAGACGUUGGGGGCCAAAUCAGUUUUCGAACGUGCAGACCUAAGCGGAAUCCGGAAAGCUGGAGCUCCUCUGAAGGUUUCGGAAGUCCUGCAUAAGGCGAUGGUGGAAGUGGACGAGAAAGGCAGUGAAGCGGCGGCAGCUACGGAAGUCCAGGUUGUACUUUAUUCCAGUAGGAUAGGAACUGAAGUGCACGUGGACCAUCCUUAUCUGUUCUGCAUUCGUAGCAGGAAGACAGAUAUGAUCUUGUUUUUAGGCGUGGUCAACGUGUUGGGUGAGAACUAAAAGAACCGAUGAAGGAACAACCAGCCUUUUUUUUUUCUUUAUACUUCUAACCUAAUGUAAUCGCUGGAAGUACACCCUCAUUCACAGGCCAUGACGUAUGUUUCAUGAAAUAAAAGACAAAGUCGAAUAAGGCAAA
Messenger RNA from Ornithodoros turicata, 2793 nucleotides. RefSeq lists its product as uncharacterized. The transcript is spliced from 3 exons. The record is from RefSeq and is a predicted model, not a curated record. Bases 126 to 2657 code for a protein of 843 amino acids. NCBI's taxonomy places the organism in Eukaryota, Metazoa, Arthropoda, Arachnida, Ixodida, Argasidae. Gene Ontology annotation, molecular function: serine-type endopeptidase inhibitor activity.